Messenger RNA from Venturia canescens, 2319 nucleotides. RefSeq names its product mitochondrial transcription termination factor 5 (gene mTerf5). Gene Ontology annotation, cellular component: mitochondrial matrix. Gene Ontology annotation, molecular function: double-stranded DNA binding. Lineage: Eukaryota; Metazoa; Arthropoda; Insecta; Hymenoptera; Ichneumonidae. The record is from RefSeq and is a predicted model, not a curated record. Bases 500 to 2146 code for a protein of 548 amino acids. Gene Ontology annotation, biological process: regulation of DNA-templated transcription; termination of mitochondrial transcription. The transcript has 5 exons.
AACGUUAAUCUAAGUUUAAACUCGGUUCAUCCUAUCUCGAAACUGCAUGAAAAAAAUUAAACUGAGUUUGAACCGCGUCGUCGGAGAAAACGGCCAUCACACACGCUUAACUUUUUAAAUUUUAAUCUCAUUCAUCUCAUUCUUAUCUAUAAAAGUAUUUUAUAAGAUCAUCUCAAAUCUCAAGGAAUGUGCGGUCUUUAUUUUGAUAUAUAUCGUGAUAUCGUAUUUUUAUCCUGCCCUGCAUUUGCACCGGUUCAAAAAUAGAAAAUGAUUGAAUUAGUGUUCCAAAUACAAGUUGACAGUGCAAAAUUUAAGUAAUAAAGAAAAGAACUCGGCAAUCAACUUUGAAAGAAUAUCCUCAAGUGCCCGAUUAUAUCGAACAGAAUAGUUAAUCUAACGAUAUAGUGAAAUUCACAAUAUAUAACCAUGUGUACGACGUAACCUCAAAAACAAGGUUUUUGAGUGAUCAAUUGAGAAUCGGCGAAAUGUAUAUUCCAAAAUGUUCGAACCAUUAUUCGUAACGUUAAGGAAAGUUCAGCUCUCGUUAAUAAAUUGUAAGAAAAAAUAUUGCAACUAUAAACGAGUCUUGACUUAUGAAAACUCUGUCAGAUUCCACAAGUAUCAGAAAUUAUUGGGAAGCAAUCUUCAAAUCAAGUUAAUCGAUGCCACUAGAAUAUUGCUCAAACAACCUCAAGUUUUUAAUUUAUCUGAAGAAUAUCUUAUUGGGCAGUGUCAAUGGUGUUCCAAAUUGAAUAUCGAUGUCAGUACGCUGCACAAGGAUCCUCACAUACUCUUCCUACCUCGAAAAACUCUGGAAAACCAAGUCAUGUUGUUGCAAGAUUUGGGAGUUUCAAGAGAUCAACCAAUAAUAAUGCCACGUUUUCAACCUCUCAUGGAACUGAGGAUGCAAGUAUUCAAAGGCUUUAUGAAAAUACCGACAGACUACAUUGUAGCAAACAACUUGUUGAGUCUCACAAAAAAACCACCAAAGAAUGUGCAGCCUUUACAAAUUCCAAGCGAAGACUUGUCAGUGGCCAAUUAUUACAAUCAUUAUUUGCAGUGGUAUAUACAGUGGAAAUUAAAUGUACCUAAAAAUAAUGAAAAUGAGACGAAGAGAAUUGUAGAUUUAUUGAAAAAUACGAGUUUGUCAAUAAUGGAACAGUUGUUUGAUAUUUAUCAUGAUGAGAUUGGAUUGACAAUUCAAGAGAUCAAAGAACAUCAGUGUAUGGUAAAUAGUUCGCCGAGCAACUUACGUCUCAUCAUCGAUGAAGCUGAGAUCUUUAAUGGCCAAAUUAUGAAAAAGCUUAUUAAACAGUCGCCAAAGUUGUGCAAAAUGGAGUACGAGAAUGUGGUUAAAGUGGUGAAACUUCUCGAGAGGCAUGACUACGCAGAGAUAGCGAUACAACGUUAUCCAGAAAUAUUGUUGAUCGGAGCUUCCGAGUUGGCAUUUAAAUUUCAAGAAUUCGACAAUGCACCAGAGCUUCGAGUGUUAAAAAAUAAUAUUUUAUCAAUGGGUUUGGUUCUCCAUCAAUACAACCAGUGUCAAUUGCGAUUGAGCUAUCUCCGUUACAUGAAUAUUAAGUAUGCCUCGGUGCGAGUUCUGUCUUCGUCUAAUAAUUCAUUUGAAUCGUUCCUUUCAACUGGUGUGGAUAACACAAGGGCUAGGGAAAUUUGCCGAUCCUUCAGGAAAGUUUUCAAUAUGUCGUUUCGAGAAUUUAUGACGAACCUGCGGAAACAUCCAUAUUGGAAUCGGAUCGAUCUUGUUUCCAUGCAUGAAGCUACCAAUUUCUUGUUGAAGAAAAAAUAUACCACUGAGGAAAUAUUUGAUAAUUUACCAAUCAUCCUCUAUCCAAGGGAGAAGAUUGCGGUGACAUUGAAGAGUAUGAGGAACAUCAUUUACAGAAGGAAAUCAAAAGAUGGUGUAACCCGCAGAGAAUAUAUGACGAAAAAACAGAUAUUGGCUUUAUGUUUGUAUAGAAUGGAGUUGGAGUUUCAUUUCAGUGGUGAUGGUGUAUGGCGAGAGGAAAAUUUAAUUCCAAAACGAACAAAACCUCUCGCUCAAACGACUGAAACCUCCGAAUGUGAAUUGUCAGAUUGCUCAGAUAUGGAAAAUGACGAAAGUGAGGAAGCCGAUCAAGUUGUAUAACACCAUUUUAGUACUCGAUUUUUUAAGUGAAUGUAAAUAAUGUGAAAAUGCCAUUUAUACAAUAGUUCUUGAACCGAGUUCUCCAUCUCAAGUUUUAUUUGAAAAUCAUUAAACGUUAACAUCCAAUACAUGUAUGAAAAAAAAUCCGAUAAAAGACAGCAAGUUUAUUUUUC